Molecule: messenger RNA, 3423 nt
Organism: Anopheles marshallii
Lineage: Eukaryota; Metazoa; Arthropoda; Insecta; Diptera; Culicidae
Gene: Eph
Product: ephrin type-B receptor 1
Exons: 11
Coding region: 1-3423 (1140 amino acids)
Biological process (GO): axon guidance; cell surface receptor protein tyrosine kinase signaling pathway; protein phosphorylation
Cellular component (GO): neuron projection; membrane
Molecular function (GO): ATP binding; protein binding; transmembrane-ephrin receptor activity
Source: RefSeq, a predicted model, not a curated record
AUGGAGAGGUUUCUGUCGCUGCUACUGUUGUGCUACGUACUGUACCAGAAAUUAGAUGGCGUCGUCAGUGAUCAGGUUGUUUUGUUGGACACCACGAAGGAGGCGACGCUGGAGUGGACCCGAUAUCCUUAUGGACCGCAGGCACAAACACCCGGGUGGGUCGAGGAGUCGUUUACCAACUUCGUGAAGGGUAUCAACUGGCGCAGCUACGUGGUGUGCGAUGUGGCGUACAACAACGUGAACAACUGGCUGUGGUCACCGUUCAUCGACCGGGGACCGGCGAACCGGCUGUACAUUGAGAUCCACUUUACCAUCCGCGACUGUUCGCUGUUUCCCGGCAAUGCGCUAUCGUGCAAGGAAACGUUCAGCUUGCUGUUUUACGAGUUCGAUGCAGCGACCCGGGAACCGCCACCGUGGCAGCCGGAAAGCUACAAGCUGAUCGGGCGCAUUGCCGCCGGCGAGGGUCGGUUCAACCAGAACUCGGACGUGGACAUUAACGUGGAGGUGAAGAGCAUCGCCGUCACGAAGAAGGGCGUCUACUUUGCGUUCCGGGAUCAGGGCGCCUGCAUCAGUGUGCUCGCGGUGAAGGUGUACUACAUCACCUGUCCGGCGGUGACGGUCAACUUUGCGCACUUCAACGAAACACCAACCGGGCGCGAGGUGACGAUCAUCGAGCAGCAGAUGGGUGUGUGCGUGGAGAACGCGGAAGCGUACGAAACACCGACCUACCUGUGCAAGGGGGAUGGCAAGUGGACCAUCCUGACCGGUGGAUGCCGGUGUAAGGUCGGAUACGAGCCGGACGCCGAAAAGCAGACGUGCAACGUGUGCCCUGUCGGGAAGUUCCGGUCGGCGGAGGUGCGCACCUGCACGAUCUGCCCGCUAAACUCGAAAACGAACAAGGUCGGGUCGCCGUUCUGUCCGUGCCUGAGCGGUCACUAUCGGCAUCCGCGGGAUGGCAAGCAUAUGCCAUGCUACAAACCGCCCGGCCCACCGACCAACCUGACGUUGCUGUUUAUUGAUCAAACCAGCGCCAUCCUGUCGUGGAAUGCGCCGCAACGGGCGGCCGACGAACAGCUCGACAGCAAGUUCCGGAGCGAUAUUGUGUUCCGGGUACGAUGUGCCGCCUGCACCUCGAACGUGGUGUUCAAUCCGUCGAGCGAAACGUUCAACGAUACGAAGCUGACGCUGACCAACCUGGAACCGGUUACGACCUAUACGGUGCAGGUGCACUCACAGCACGGUGUGUCCUACCCGAUCAUAGCCCCGGACGGUGUACACGGUGCUGGUGGGUACGAGAACAGUAGCUCGGCAGCAGGUGGUGCCGGUGGCGGAUACCACCCAACCGAACCACCCAUGGUGAUGGUAAAUGCGCGUUCCGGCGGUUCCGGUUCCUCGUCCGAUCUGGACGACAUUAAGACGGAGUACGCCGAAAUCACGUUCACAACCGAAUCGGCCAUCCUCAGCACGGUGUUCAAUGUGAAAGUGGUACAGAUAACGAAUAAGGACGUCGAUCUGGUGUGGGAUAAACCGAUCCACAGCGAUUCACCGAUCGAGUAUUACGAGGUACGGUGGUUCCCCAAGUCGGAGGUGGACGCGAUGAAUAAGUCGGUGCUGAGCACCAAGGAAUCGAAGGUGCACAUUGGCGAUCUGCUCGAAAACACGGAGUAUGGAUUCCAGGUGCGCUGCAAAACGCUCAACGGUUGGGGCACCUUCAGCAACAUCGUAUACGCUCAAACGCAUCAGAGCGUCAGUCCGGUGUACGACGAUUCUUUCCAGAUGCGCAUCGUGGCCGGUACUACAGUGACCGUAGUGUUCAUCUUGGUGCUGGUGAUCGUUAUUACGGUGGUAUUCCUGCGCUCGAAGAAUCACGAUGAGAUAGACAAGAAAACAAACAACCAUCUCCCAUUGCCGUUAGAUUACGCGAGCAACGAAGUUCACGCAAUGGACACGACCCCGAUAGUCAAAACGAUGAAAAGCAAUGUGACCACACCGUUGUUCGGUACCAGCCGGAGCUAUGUCGAUCCGCACACGUACGAGGAUCCGAACCAAGCGAUACGCGAGUUUGCCCGGGAGAUUGACGCGAGCUACAUCACUAUCGAGGCCAUUAUUGGUGGCGGUGAGUUUGGCGAUGUGUGCCGCGGCCGGUUGAAGGUACCGCCAAACUUUGUGCAGGAGAUAGACGUGGCAAUCAAAACGCUUAAGCCAGGCUCGUCGGAAAAGGCGCGUUGUGACUUCCUCACCGAGGCCUCCAUUAUGGGGCAGUUCGAGCAUCCGAACGUGAUCUUCCUGCAGGGUGUGGUAACACGCUCGAACCCGGUCAUGAUCAUUACCGAGUACAUGGAGAACGGCAGCCUCGAUACGUUCCUGCGCGCGAACGAUGGCAAAUUCCAGACGAUUCAGCUGAUCGGCAUGCUACGCGGUAUCGCUGCCGGUAUGACCUAUCUGAGCGACAUGAACUAUGUCCAUCGGGAUCUGGCCGCGCGGAACGUGCUGGUCAAUUCGUUACUGGUGUGCAAGAUCGCCGAUUUUGGACUGUCGCGUGAGAUUGAGAACGCGAGUGACGCGUACACGACACGGGGAGGUAAAAUACCAGUCCGCUGGACGGCACCGGAAGCGAUAGCGUUCCGUAAAUUUACCUCCGCGUCGGACGUGUGGUCGUACGGUGUUGUACUGUGGGAGGUGAUGUCGUUCGGCGAGCGGCCGUACUGGAACUGGUCGAACCAGGACGUGAUCAAAAGCAUUGAGAAGGGCUACCGGUUGCCGGCGCCCAUGGACUGCCCGGAGGCGCUCUACCAGCUGAUGCUUGACUGCUGGCAGAAGCAGCGUACGCAUCGGCCCACCUUUGCCAGCAUCACACAAACGCUCGACAAUCUGGCGCGGCAACCACAGGUACUGCUGACGACGCGUAACUCGCCGGAUAAUCCGGUCGCGCGCAUGGGCACCGCCGGCGUACCGGAUGACCUCACGCAAGAGAUGCUAGCUGCAGCGGCAGCCGGUGGUGGUGGUGUGGUGGGCGUACUGGGCGGUAGUUCGCAACAGCAGCAACAGCAACAGCAGCAGCAGCGGGCCGCCACGCUAAUGAUGGGUGGUGGUAGCGGCACUACUGAGCGUGUGCUCAAUAAUGGUAGCAGUAUCACAAACGUUCCCGGUUCGAUGGGUACGCUAGGGUCGACGGUUGGUGGGCUAAGCAAUACCGGCACAAUGUCCGGCUCGGGCAAUCCGGGCAUCUUCAUCAGCACAGAUCUGUGGCUGGAGGGCAUCAAGAUGUCGCGCUACUCACAGCAUUUUAAGGAAGCCGGUCUCGUUACAGCCCAACAGCUUUCGCGGCUAACAGCUCAACAGCUUUCCGAUAUGGGCAUCACGCUGGUAGGCCACCAGAAGAAAAUACUCCAUCAGGCUCGACAGAUCGAUACCAUCAUCUAA